Molecule: messenger RNA, 2550 nt
Organism: Heterobilharzia americana
Lineage: Eukaryota; Metazoa; Platyhelminthes; Trematoda; Strigeidida; Schistosomatidae
Source: the annotation of a GenBank genome assembly
AUGGUCAACCGUUCAGCAAAAAAGAAGAAAGAGGAUGAAAAUAAAUUAAACGAAGAAAAUGAAGCCAGACUGAAAGCCCAAGAGCAGGAAAAUGAAAGGAUAAGAAUCGAAAAAGAGAGCAAAAGACUGAGGGAAAUGCAGGAAAAAAAGGAGCUUAAACAACGCGCUGAUGAAUUAAAAGAAACAAGAACACUAAUGAAUGAAAUAAAAUACCGAUUACAACAACUUGAAGUGGAGUAUAGAAAUGAUUAUGCAUGGAAAAGAUAUUUUCUUUGUGAUGGUUCACCGAAUCCAAGUAUUGAAAAAGAAGUCAAUACAUUCAUGAGUUUAUGGGAUUUGAAUGAAGAACGUACAUCUAUGGAAGAUGUAAUGAAUGAUUGUGUUCAAAGUUUAAAACUUAUUGAUGAGUUGAGCAAAUUAAUCUCAGAAUUAAACGAUAAUGAUGAAGAUAAUAAAGCUCGAGUUAAAUAUGAACAAACAAAACAUGAACUACUACAACAGGUACAUAGUAAACUUGACAGAGCUACAGUUGAAACAUUGUCAAGAGCUGUUCAUUAUGCAGAUCAUGAAACAUUGAAUCUACAGAAAAUUUGGUAUAAUGACUGGAUUGUAAUGUGUAUUUGGGGGAAUUUAUCUAAAAAUCCAAGGAUUAGAUACUUUACAUUCCCAGAUAUUGAUGUCACCUUUGAUAUACCAAAGAUUUUAACACUUUCUGAUUGUGCCUUCUUGAUAACUUUCAUGAAAUUUGACAAUUACUCCAUUCAAUGUCAAUCAUAUUACCCAUAUAAAAUGCCGAAAUCAAUUAUUGAAUCAUCACUCGUGGAAGAGACUAUGCCAGAAGAUCAUCUUCUUAUUGGAGAUAAUGGUCAAGUAACGGACAAUCAAACUGUAGAGAAUUUAUGCUCUGAUGAAGAUCAAACAACUGAAGGAGAAGAAGUGGUCGAAACACCUUUAGAAGAUCGAAUAUCUACUCCAGAGCCUGAUGAAUGGGUUAAAGUGAACAUGGAAGAAGACGCUGUUGAUUUAGGCAAUUAUCAUGUUGUUGGUGGUGUAAUCCGCUUCGAUCUUCUCACAUUACCUCGACAACCAAGAUCAGGACGAGGAUGGACUAUAACUACUUGUGUAAAACCACCAAAACUUCGACCAUUCGAAUAUGUGGUUGAAGAGCCAUUAAAAACAGCUGAACAGAUGGCAUCAGACGCAAAAACAGAAGCUGAAUCAGCUAUCGGUGAAAUGUCUCGAAAGCAAGAAAAGGAUAGGAAACCACCAGUUCAAGUUAAAAUUCGGUUACCAAAGUGUUUAGUCAUAGCAGAAGAUCCUGUAUUGGCUAGAUGGGAUCAAGAGAAAGCACAAUGGCGUACAAGUGGUAUUCAAUUGAUAGAAUUUAAAGAGAAUGAUAAUAUUAUUGUAUUUCGUACAAGUGUAUUUGGUACAAUUGCAGUAUUUCAAGACUAUCAUAUUAAUAUGCCAUUUCAGUGUUGGGAACUGCGUCCCUUACCAAUAAGGAUUUGUACAGCAACCAGUGCACAGAAUUCCAUAAAUGCAGGUACAAUGGAACUUUCUGCUAAGCGUGUAAAUGCUCCAGUUGUGACGAUAGCUGGACAUUCUACUCCAUCAGUAUACAAAUCUCAAACAGAAAUACCUAAAGGAAAUGUUGUAUUGGCUUCUGAAAAUAUCAGGGAGAAUGGUUUAUCUACCAUCAGUAUACCUGAGCCAACAAAAACAGAUGUAACUAAAGACGAUUCACUGGAUAGUAAUAAAGAGCUUAUGAUUCUUGGUCCAGUAACCACAAUUGGAUUAUCGAAUGAAGUAUAUCUGUCUGAAUUACCAGAGACCAAUCAAUGCCUACUUACAAUAACUGGUGGAAUCACGGAUAUCCGAUUACAUGUUCUAGGCGAUCGUGUUGCUAUACUUCCAAGUGUUACAGAAAGUGGGAUGUAUACAAAAGCAGAUACACCGUUAACUGGAACAACUGGUGUUAGUGGAGGUGGCGGGGUUGGCAGUGGCACAGGAACAGCAAGUGUAAGCACAACAGGAGAUGGAGUGAAUGAAACAGAACAAACUGGAACAAAUCUGUUAAAUCAUACUAGACAUGAAUUAAAACAUUUAUGGGGAAAUGAAGAUUCAGCCAGCCGAAUUGGGUGUAUUAAUAAGAAUCCUCUAGUUGAAGAAAGUAUGUAUGAAAAUAUGGCAUUACUCAGUCCAUCAAUGGCUUUCGGUUGGUCUAGAUGGAAUAGUGAAUGUGAUGAUAGUAAUACAAUCGUGGUAACAGCUGUUGAACAUGUGGACUGUGAAGACUCGGUGGAUGAGGAAUCAUGGAAGGUUUAUAGUAUAACAAGGAAAAAGGUAUUGCAAUUGAAAAUGAAAGAAUAUGAUGAGGAGUACAGUUCUGAGGCUAAUCCAAGUCAACCUUUUCAUGCAGAUUUUUAUCAUAUGUAUAUGGACUUCGCAUCUGAAGAGGGUAAACGAAGAGUUGAAAAAAUUGAUUUGAAAUACUUUAAGACUGUAAAAAAAUUACUUCAGUCUACUCGUCUUCUGAUUUUCUCAUAA